This is a messenger RNA of Vicia villosa (hairy vetch), 357 nucleotides long. RefSeq lists its product as uncharacterized. Lineage: Eukaryota; Viridiplantae; Streptophyta; Magnoliopsida; Fabales; Fabaceae. The transcript has 2 exons. The coding region runs from base 1 to 357 and encodes 118 amino acids. The record is from RefSeq and is a predicted model, not a curated record.
AUGCCACCAAAAAAACCCAAUACUCCACCACCACCACCACCUCCACCACCACCCAAUAUUCCACGGCCACCACUGCCACCACCACGAGCUCGACGUCGUCGCGAACCCCGAAACAUAGAAAACCUUCCACUACCACCACCGCCGCCUCAGCAGCGACCACCACCACGGCUGCCACCUAACAAUGAACCAAGACCACCACGGGCACUACCUCGGCGACUGAGGAGGAAGAUCUUCUUGAUGUUCAUCGUCGGCCAUGUUAUUUUGGGUGUCUUGUGGUGGUAUAUUAUUCUCCGCCAUUAUCUUUCUUCUCAAAGCGACUCACACGAAGACUCGCACGAUAUUUACUCGCAAGAAUAA